Zingiber officinale is the source of this 2199-nucleotide messenger RNA. RefSeq names its product subtilisin-like protease. Gene Ontology annotation, biological process: proteolysis. The transcript has a single exon. The record is from RefSeq and is a predicted model, not a curated record. Gene Ontology annotation, molecular function: serine-type endopeptidase activity. NCBI's taxonomy places the organism in Eukaryota, Viridiplantae, Streptophyta, Magnoliopsida, Zingiberales, Zingiberaceae. Bases 1 to 2199 code for a protein of 732 amino acids.
AUGGAUGUUGCGUUAUGGCUGCUCUUUCUCCUCGCCUUCUUCUUAAAUUCUUCUCUCGCCGCUCCUCCUUCUUCGAGCCGUUACAUAAUUCAAGUGGAUGAGCCGAUUGAGUCGUUGAUGGAAUCGAGCCUAAAGAGAUGGCACGAGUCUUUCUUGCCGUCGGCCGCCGAGGAGUCAACCGUCGAUCGGCGACUGCUGCAUUCCUACAGCGACGUCUUCAGUGGUUUCGCCGCCAUUCUGACGGAGGAAGAACUGCAGACAGUGAGGAAGAAGAAGGGCUUUGUACGCUCAUUCCCCGACCGAGUGCUACGCGUGAUGACCACCCACACGCCGGAUUUCCUCGGGCUCAAAGUUGGGAAGAAGGGGCUGUGGGAAGACUCAAAGCUUGGAAGCGGAGUCAUCAUCGGAAUCCUCGACACCGGUGUGACUCCCGGCCACCCUUCCUACGACGACGAGGGGGUACCACCUCCACCCUCGAAGUGGAAGGGCUCGUGCGAGCUCGAGACCGGUUGCAACAACAAGCUCAUCGGCGCCAGGUCGAUGAUCUCCGGCGCGGGUCGGAGUCCUCCCAUUGACAAGAACGGCCACGGGACCCACACUUCCUCCACCGCCGCAGGUAACUUUGUCCGCAAUGUGAGCUACUACGGCUUUGCCAAAGGCACGGCUGCCGGAAUGGCCCCUAGGGCUCACCUUGCCAUCUACCAGACCUGCACCCGCUACGGCGUAUGUGGUACCGCAGACGUCCUUGCUGGGAUGGAUGCAGCUGUCAAGGAUGGCGUCGACAUCCUCUCUAUCUCUCUCAGCGGUGGUUCAAUGCCUCUAGACCAAGAUCCCAUCGCCAUUGGUUCGUUGGCGGCUGUCAGAAAAGGCAUCUUCGUCAGUUGCGCCGCCGGCAACACUGGACCUGACUUCUUCACCCUCUCCAACGCUGCACCAUGGAUCCUCACCGUAGCGGCCAGCAUCGUCGAUCGAAGCUUCAGGGCCUACGUGAAACUUCCCAACGGGAAGGUGAUUCCCGGAGAGUCUCUAGACCAGCCGAGCAACUUCACUAAAAGCUCUCUUCCACUAUACUACAACCCCCAUUCGCCAUACUGCCUCUUGAAUCCUCCCGAUGAUAGCCAUAGGGGCAGCAUUUGGGUCUGCGAGGCCGACGACCAAUUCGGUCUCCCAGUUGUGGCGGAUAUCGCCAAGUCCCACGGUGCCACGGCGAUAAUCUAUAUUUGCUUGAAGAUCGAAGGCGAUACCAUCAUGGUUAGUAAGCAGGACUACCCUGUAGUAAUGAUCGCCAACCGAUACGACUCCGACUUCAAAUCGUAUUUGAACUCGUCCUCUGACCCCUCCGCUUCAAUCGUCUUCGAUGGGACGGUUCUCGGCGAAUCCCCCGCCCCUGCUGUGGCUUUCUUCUCCUCCCGGGGGCCGUCGAAGGUGACGACGAACAUCCUCAAGCCAGACAUCGCAGGCCCAGGCCUUAACAUCUUCGCGGCCUGGAUUCCUUCUGCAGACUUUCCAGACUACAACAUCAUCUCUGGCACGUCCAUGGCGACACCUCACCUCAGCGGCAUCGCAGCGCUCUUAAAGGCAGCACACCCAACUUGGUCGCCAGCAGCUAUCAGGUCGGCAAUCAUCACCACGGCAGAUGCCAACGUCUACAACGAGUUGCUCGAGCCAGCAUUCUAUUGGGAUAAGGGCGCAGGACAGGUCAACCCUAACAAAGCUUCCGAACCCGGCCUUAUUUACGACAUCACCGCCGAUGACUAUAUCUCCUACAUCUGCGGCAAAUUCGGCAACGAAGGUGCCAAAAAAAUAGGGCGCGGAUUCGUGGAUUGCUCCAAGUUCAAGAACUUGACGGAAGCGGAGCUAAACUACCCAUCAAUUCUGCUAGCCCCCCAAGGCGGGGAGACGGUCAAGGUGAGGCGGACGGUCACGAAUGUCGGAUCGGCUAGAUCGAGCUACAAGGUGUCUGUGACCAUAUUAGACCCUGCCGCGUUAGCUACUGUCACUCCCGAGACGUUGACGUUCACUGAGCUGAACGAGCAAAAGUCAUUCGAUGUAAGUGCGAAAUGGACUGCCGGCAAACCUUCCCCUCUCAAUCAAUUCGUGGAGGGAAAGUUGACUUGGACCUCCGAUGAUGGUAAGUAUGUGGUGACGAGCCCCUUGGUUGUUUCCAUCUUCGAGUAUUGUUGUGGGCUUUUAAGUUAA